This is a messenger RNA of Pimephales promelas (fathead minnow), 4323 nucleotides long. RefSeq names its product serine/threonine kinase 10 (gene stk10). Gene Ontology annotation, biological process: protein phosphorylation. The record is from RefSeq and is a predicted model, not a curated record. NCBI's taxonomy places the organism in Eukaryota, Metazoa, Chordata, Actinopteri, Cypriniformes, Leuciscidae. Gene Ontology annotation, molecular function: ATP binding; protein serine/threonine kinase activity.
CUAUGCGCGCACACACACACAACAGCAGUGAGUGAACAGGUGAACAUGAGUGUUUCACUCGCCUCAGACGGCGCAUGUUUUCUCAUGGAUGGAGUGGAAUAAGUCUAUUACAACUUGAAGUUAUUUUUAAUUUUUUUAAGUGAUGAAGAUGUCUAUAUUUCCAGCGGAGUGUCGGAUAGUUUUCAGCCCAGACGCUUUUGUUUUUUUCUGAGGUCAACUAAUUUAUCAUCAGCAUAAUCAGGUUUUUUUUUUUUAGCAUUUGAGGCUUCUACCUGUAUAUUUUUUAAAAAUGGCUUUUGCCAAAUUCAGCAAGAUGAUCCGGUUUCCUGCACUUGACAUCAAGAAGAAAACCAAGCAAUAUGAGCACGUUCAUCGGGAUGUAAAUCCAAACGACAUGUGGGAAAUUAUCGGGGAACUGGGCGACGGUGCUUUCGGGAAAGUUUAUAAGGCCCAGAAUAAAGAAACCGGUGUGCUUGCUGCAGCUAAAGUGAUCGAAACCAAAAGUGAGGAGGAGCUGGAAGACUAUGUGGUGGAGAUUGACAUCUUAGCGUCUUGCAACCAUCAGUACAUCGUCAAACUGCUGGAUGCCUACUUCUACGACAACAAACUGUCGAUAAUGAUCGAGUUCUGCCCCGGGGGUGCGGUCGAUGCCACCAUGUUAGAGUUGGACAGGGGUCUUGAAGAACCUCAGAUCCGGGUGAUCUGUAAGCAGAUGUUGGAGGGUCUUCAGUAUCUCCACAGCAUGAAGAUCAUCCACAGAGACCUGAAGGCGGGAAACAUCCUCCUCAUGCUGGAUGGAGACAUCAAGCUAGCGGAUUUUGGAGUUUCGGCAAAAAACACCAAAACCCUUCAAAGGCGAGACUCUUUUAUCGGGACUCCAUAUUGGAUGGCUCCAGAGGUUGUGAUGUGUGAGACCAUGAAGGACGCUCCGUACGACUAUAAAGCGGACAUCUGGUCACUGGGCAUCACCCUGAUAGAGCUGGCUCAGAUCGAGCCCCCCCACCAUGAGCUGAACCCCAUGAGGGUCCUGCUGAAAAUCGCCAAGUCUGAGCCGCCCACCCUGGAUCAGCCCUCCAAGUGGUCAAUGGAAUUUAACGAUUUCCUGAAAAAAGCUUUGGACCGAAACCCUGAGACGAGGCCGACGGCUGCUCAGCUUCUAGAACAUCCUUUUGUGAGUUCAGUGAAGACCAACCGUCCAUUGAGAGAUCUGGUGGCGGAGGCCAAAGCUGAGGUGAUGGAGGAGAUCGAGGACAAUCACGAAGAAGGAGAAGAAGAAGACCCUGCUGAUGUCACUCCUGUAGAGGCUCCAGUCAAAGACCCGUCAGAAACCAGUGAGACCAGUUCAUAUGGGGAGCAUCCGCACGACGCGCGUCCCACCGAAACUCCAAUGGUGAUCGAGGAGGAGCUCAGGUCCACCGAAACCCCUUCGAAAGAGCAGGAGGACAAUCUCAGCGACAAGUUUGCAGAGGAAGACCAUGACAAACCUGAGAGCGAGGCGUCGGGCAAGGCCUCCUGCUCCGACUCCGGGAUCGAGGAUGGGAAAAGCACGCCCACCUCUGAGGAGGACACCAAAGCGGUCGAGAGCUCAGAACCAGAACUUCCUUCAGUGAGGACCGCCGAACCUUCAGAGUCUUCCUCAGACACCAAGCCAUCAGAGAAACCAGAGGAAGAAGCUCACAGUGGAGAGAUGCCUAACCAGCAACCAUAUCCCAUGCUGGACCAGACGUAUCCCAAAGAGCCGGCCAAUCGUGUGUCUGUGGUGAGCGACAGGUCCUCUUUGGCUGGUGAGGAUCUGGAAAGUUUGCUUCCUCACACAAACGGCAGGUUAUCAAAACGAUACUCUGAUGUGGCCAGUGAGAACAUGGACAUCAGCCUGAACCUGUCAGGUGAUCUGUCUGUCAACAAGGAAAUGGGCACCAUCUCUAUAAGGGACUCCAAGAAGACGCUCAAACGCACCCGUAAGUUCUUGGUUGACGGUGUCGAGGUGAGCAUCACCACCUCCAAAAUCAUCACCGAUGAUGAGAAGAAAGACGAGGAGAUGAGGUUCCUCAGGCGCCAGGAGCUGCGAGAUCUUCGUCUCCUGCAGAAAGAGCAGCAUCGUGCCCAGGUCGUGCUCAACCUGAAGCUGAAGGACCAGCGGGAACAGAUGCAGCGCAGAUUCGACCAGGAGAUGAAUGCCAAGAAGAAGUUCUUUGACACGGAGCUGGAGACCCUGGAGAAGCAGCAGAAGCAGACCAUAGAGAAGAUGGAGAUGGACCACACCACACGACUGCGGGACGAGGGCAAACGCAUCCGUGCGGAGCAAGAGAAAGCCUACAGCAAGUUCCAGGACCAGAUGAAGCACAAGAAGAAGGAGGUCAAACAAGAAGUGGAGAAACUGCCCAGGAAUCAGAGGAAAGACAGUUUGAAGGCCAAAAUGAACAACUUUCAACAGCUGAAAUCCAACGAGGAAGAGAAGUUCCUUGCGGAUCAGAGGGAUCAUCUGGACUCGACUCUGAAGAGGAUCAUUGCUGAAAACAAGCGGGAAAUCUCCGAGACGGAGCGCGAUUGCCUCCUGAAGAAACAGGCUCUACUCAGAGAUCGAGAGUCCACUCUCUGGGACAUGGAAGAGAAGAACCUGCACGAGAGACACCAGCUCCUCAAACAGCAGCUGAAGGACCAGUACUUCAUGCAGAGACACCAGCUCCUCAAGAAACACGAGAAGGAACAGGAACAGAUGCAGUGUUAUAACCAGCGCAUGAUUGAGAUCCUCAAAGCUCGACAGCAACAGGAGAAGAACAGACUCCCGAAGAUCCAGCGCAGCGAGGGCAAGACACGCAUGGUGAUGUUCAAGAAGAGCCUGAAGAUCAACUCCACCGGAAACUCAGCGGAAGACCGCGAGAAGAUCAAGCAGUUCACCAGGCUGGAGGAGAAGAGGCAGAAGGCCGAGCGACUGCACCAGCAGCAGAAACAUGACAACCAGAUGAGAGAGAUGAUCAGCCAGUGUGAGGGGAACAGCCGAGAGCUUCAGCAGCUGCAGAAUGAGAAGUGUCACCUGCUAAUAGAAAACGAAACGCAGCGUCUGAAGUCACUGGACGAGCAACACAACCAGCAGCUGAAGGAAUGGAGAGAACACCUCAAGCCCAGGAAGAAGGUCCUGGAGGAUGAACUGACUCUGAGGAAGAAGGAGCAGGAGAUCUUCUUCAGGUUGAGUGAAGACUUGGAGUGUGUGAACGUCGGCUCGCCGAACAAACUCACCAAGUUCCUUCCGUACGUGGAUUCCUCCACCACAUGAGCGCCACACACACACUCACACAUCCAGAUCCACAACAAGUGUGUGAGCUUUUUUUAUUUGUGUUGGAGGCGUCACCUGAUACACGUCAGAUCACACGAUGCUGAAGCGUAAAGCCAAAGACGCGUUGAAAGCGAUACUGACACACUCAUGAUUGACGGACAGUUCUCUGCUCUAUAUAGACAGAGGCGAGAGCUGGGAUGAAGGGAUUUUGUUUGAUGAAUAAGAAACGAGGGCAUUGUUUCGUCUGACAGUCUCGCCUUAGUUAAAAAGCUGUCGAUCUUUCGAAGUUGGUCGAAGCUGGUGAAUUGCCAAACAUAUUGUACAAACCUUGCAUAUUCUUAUAUAUUUUUAUUUUUUCUAUGAUCAUUUAUUAUAUAUAUAUAUAGAAACUUUAUAGCUUUUCUUUUAUAACCAAUUUUGCCCUUGUACAAAUGUUUAAAUGCUGAAAAAUGUUUUAAUUAGUUUGAACCGCUUCACAGAAGCAUCGUUUUAAUUGGUACUUUAAGUUAUUUUCCACGUUCGUUGGAUGUUUUAGUUGUUUUAUGUACGAGACGACAGCUCAUUUGCCACUUUUAUUACUCCGCAAAGUUCCCGAACUGUGAGUUAUCGUCGACACUCUUACUGUAACGCAUCACACUGGACGACACGGGCCAAACUUCCAGACUCUGGCUUGAGGAUUAGUUUACGUUGGCAUGGAGUUGACGUUUAGUUUAGUUUAGUUUAUCGUCGGCCAUUUUGUCACCUAACUCAAGUGCAAUAUGUGUGUGUUUUUCCUCUAAUGUUGUGUUGAGAUUAUUUUACGAGCGCUUCCAUUCUUUAGCCAUCGGAUGGGUUUAUUUCCCCAGUGUCUGACAAUAAGGUACUUGGAUUUUAAUCGUUUUAUUUUUAUUUUAUUUGUAUGCACAAUGUUGGUCAUUCCUGUUUGAGUCUGUAACUCUGUUUAACCAAAGGUUCAGUGUGGAUGAUGAUGAUGAUGAUGAUGCCUCUCCCGAUGUAAGAAACUGUUCUCCUACAAGAGUAUAUAUAAUAAAUGAGAUGUUUAUUAUUCA